This is a messenger RNA of Sturnus vulgaris (Common starling), 756 nucleotides long. RefSeq names its product cold shock domain containing C2 (gene CSDC2). Gene Ontology annotation, molecular function: mRNA 3'-UTR binding. Gene Ontology annotation, biological process: regulation of mRNA stability. Lineage: Eukaryota; Metazoa; Chordata; Aves; Passeriformes; Sturnidae. Gene Ontology annotation, cellular component: cytoplasm. The record is from RefSeq and is a predicted model, not a curated record.
AUGCGUGUGUGUUCGAGGCGCACAUCAUCCACACAUCAGAUACCGCAGAUCCAUCAGCCGGCAGGCAGCCAGCCGAGAAAGCCCCCGGAGCUGGGCUGCAGGCGAGACCGCUGCUCCUCGCAAGGCAGCGGAGGAGCGUCCAGCCCCUCCGAGCACCGAUGCUCUGCAGAGCGCAGCUCCAGGGAGCCCGUCGCUGCUAAGGAGGUGACCAGCAGUAGGCCCAUACGACUGGGCAUCCUUUCUCCUGCUGCACACCCACCCGAUCCCAAAACGGAGGAGCCCACCGACCCCACCAUGUCAUCGGACCCCAGCGCCCCGCCAGCAGUGCCACCCCUGCACUCCCCCAAGUCGCCGGUGUGGCCCACCUUCCCCUUCCAGCGGGAGGGCAGCCGCAUCUGGGAGCGAGGCAACCUCUUGCUACGGGAUCUGCCCAGCCCCCUCCCCACCAAGAGGACCAGGACCUACUCGGCGACAGCGCGUGCCUCCGCUGGCCCCAUCUUCAAGGGUGUCUGCAAGCAGUUCUCUCGCUCCCAGGGCCACGGGUUUAUCACCCCAGAGAAUGGCACUGAGGACAUUUUCGUGCAUGUGUCUGACAUUGAGGGAGAGUACGUCCCAGUGGAGGGGGAUGAGGUGACGUACAAGGUCUGCCCCAUCCCUCCCAAGAACCAGAAGUUCCAGGCAGUGGAGGUGGUCCUCACCAACCUGGCACCCCACACGAAGCACGAGACAUGGUCUGGCCAGAUCAUCGGCUCCUAG